Messenger RNA from Galleria mellonella (greater wax moth), 1433 nucleotides. RefSeq lists its product as uncharacterized. The record is from RefSeq and is a predicted model, not a curated record. Bases 240 to 1370 code for a protein of 376 amino acids. NCBI's taxonomy places the organism in Eukaryota, Metazoa, Arthropoda, Insecta, Lepidoptera, Pyralidae. The transcript has 3 exons.
UCCUUCACUUGCUUUGUUUAUUUGCUUGUCAUUUCAUUAAUAUAUUUUAAUUUUUUAGAAAUGUUCUAAUUUUUUUCUUAUUAAUUCAUAUAAUAAAUAAUUAUAACAAAAUAAAUAUUAAUCAAAAAUGUAAAUGUUUCCACAAGUACUGAAAAAUGGUAAUUUAAGUUUUAACAGUUGUAUGAGGUAAUAUGAUUAGCAGCUGAUUAUAAAUAAUAGAUUACAAUACAUUUGAAAUUAUGAAUGUAUUAGGAUUGAGAUUAACGUUAACGAGAAAACCCUGUAACCGCUUUCUCAAUAUUCUGAAAAAUGCUAAGUUUACACCGAAUAUCGCCUAUUAUUAUGCUACUAUAGAUCCUAUAGAUGCAUUUACCAAUGACUUGAUACAGCGAUCCAAAAUUGUAAAUAGAAACAAUGUAUUUGACUUGAACAGCACAAGCACAAGGGGUUUUGCAGAGGCUGAGUCACCAUACCAAGAUAUAUCAAAAAUGACUACUGAGGAAUUGGAUAAAGUGGUUUUACAACUUUUAUCUAAAAAUAAAGACAAACAUAUAGAAUACUUGGUGUUAGAUUGUAUUAAUAACCGUAAAUUCAUUGGUGGACCGACUUUAAAAAAGCUUUAUAGACAUUACAGUCUUGCAGGCAAACCUGACAUUGUUAUGAUACUCCAAAAGUAUUGCAGUAAAGUCGACCCUUAUAUAAAUAAACGCAAUGGAGGUUUCCAGCAUUAUUUAGCUAAGGCACAAUGCUUUAAAGGUAAUUCAGAAAAAGGUCUAGCAAUUUUAAUGGAUGCAUAUAAAAAUAAUGAAUAUUUGAGGACCUUUUAUAGAUCCAUAUUCAAAGAACUCAUUCAUGAUUCAGUACUGAACAGAUCGGAGGCAUCAUUAGUGAUAUUUAAGAGAUAUGUAUUAGAAGUUAGUAAAAUUUGGGAUGAUCAUUACCCGUUGGUGUGCUUCUGGCACAUUUGUUGGUCAAGCACAUGGUUUUCUGAUCAAAUGCUAUCAAAUGACCUUUUAGAAUGUUCAGAAAUGCUUCAGAAAAUUGUUCAGGAUAAAGCUACAGCUUUCACCAUCAGCAUUUUAAAACAGGAAUAUAAUGAAGAUGCAGUAAUGCGCCUGUUACAAACACUACUCAAAUAUAAAAUGAUGUCGGAAUAUGUCAAAGUUUUGCAAAUUCUAUUCAAUUAUAAAUUAAGGAAUCGUGACUUACGCGGUUGUACUGAAAUCAUCCGAAACUGCGACGCAUUAGGUGUGAAAUUACCAGCAGAUCAACAAGGGAGAUACAUUAAAAUGUUAAUAGAAGGAAAACAACCAGAUCCCAGACAACCAACAAAGAAACAUACUUCAAAUUACUUCAAACUCAAAUUUUAGCAUUUACAAAGAAGUUGUAAGUGUAUCUUAUGUACAUAUGUACAAUAAAUAUUUUGUUACGUU